AUGAAUCUCGACAAUUCAUCGAGAGAAAAUUCGGAGGCUUUGGAUUCCAUCAGUACAGUCAGUCCGAGAGAUAAAUAUCACAGCAUGAGGGACAAAAAGUUAUCAGUACCAGGCACGGAAGGGGCGCGGCCUAAAGUGGUAACAGUGAAGCACCCUGAAUCAAAUAAGCCCAAGCCAACAGCCAAGAAAAAUAAACCUAUACAAGCAGACUUGGAUGUCAUAAAGGAGUUCAUAAGAUGUCGUGACGAAGGUGUUAAGCGACUGGAUCUUAGCAAAUCAUCUAUUACCUCUUUACCUCCCAAUGUACGAGACUUGACUCAUCUAGUCGAAUUUUAUUUAUAUGGAAACAAGUUGGUUGCUCUCCCAGCAGAAUUUGGGUGUUUGACGAAUCUACAAACAUUAGCAUUAAACGAAAAUUCAUUAACUAGUCUACCAGACUCUCUCGCUAAUUUAAGGUCACUGAAGGUACUUGAUUUAAGACACAACAAGCUAAAUGAUAUUCCAGAAGUGGUGUACAGAUUAACAUCACUGACUACAUUGUUUUUGAGGUUUAACAGAAUCAGAGUUGUGGGGGAUGGAAUUGAAAACUUGACUAACUUAACAAUGUUGAGUUUACGGGAAAAUAAAAUUAAGGAAUUGUCAUCAGGCAUUGGAAAUCUGGUUAAUUUAGUAACCUUUGAUGUUUCUCAUAAUCAUUUGGAACAUUUGCCAAAGGAGAUUGGCAAUUGUAUAAACUUGAGCACAUUAGAUUUGCAACAUAAUGACCUGUUGGACAUACCAGAGACAAUUGGUAAUUUACAAGCAUUAACUCGACUUGGCUUAAGAUACAAUAGACUCACCUCAAUUCCAUCUAGUCUUAGCAAUUGUGUACAUAUGGAUGAAUUUAAUGUAGAGGGAAAUUCAAUAUCUCAACUGCCUGAUGGUCUCCUAUGCAGUUUGACAGAACUGACUAGUAUUACACUGUCAAGAAAUUCAUUUGCCAGUUACCCAUCUGGAGGACCAGCACAGUUUACAAAUGUGUCUUCAAUUAAUUUAGAGCACAACCAAAUUGAUAAAAUCCCGUAUGGCAUAUUUUCAAGAGCCAAAAAUUUGACCAAAUUGAAUAUGAAGGAAAAUCUACUGACAUCUCUACCUUUGGAUAUUGGCACAUGGUUGAACAUGGUUGAAUUGAAUUUGGGCACCAACCAUCUCACCAAACUGCCUGAUGACAUUCAAUGUCUUCAAAAUUUGGAAGUGUUGAUACUGUCUAAUAAUCUAUUACGAAGAGUACCUCCUAGCAUUGGAAAUUUAAGGAAGCUUAGAGUCCUAGAUUUGGAGGAGAAUAAACUAGAAAUUUUGCCUAAUGAAAUUGGUUUCCUUCAUGAACUGCAAAAACUUAUUGUUCAGUCAAACCAAUUAACAACUCUACCUCGGUCUAUUGGUCACUUGGUAAACCUGACUUUCCUAAGUGUGGGUGAAAAUAAUUUGCAAUAUUUGCCUGAAGAAAUUGGCACACUAGAAAAUCUUGAAUCACUGUAUUUAAAUGACAAUCCUAAUUUGUGCAAUUUGCCAUUUGAGCUGGCACUAUGUGUGAGUCUGCAAAUCAUGAGUAUUGAAAAUUGCCCAUUGACUUCGAUCCCACCCGAGGUGGUAUCAUCUGGGCCUUCAUUAGUGAUUCAAUACUUGAAAUCUCAAGGUCCGUACAGAGCUAUGUGA
This is a messenger RNA of Leptosia nina, 1695 nucleotides long. The record is from the annotation of a GenBank genome assembly. NCBI's taxonomy places the organism in Eukaryota, Metazoa, Arthropoda, Insecta, Lepidoptera, Pieridae.